Messenger RNA from Hippocampus comes (tiger tail seahorse), 3626 nucleotides. RefSeq names its product zinc finger protein 271-like. The transcript has 7 exons. NCBI's taxonomy places the organism in Eukaryota, Metazoa, Chordata, Actinopteri, Syngnathiformes, Syngnathidae. The coding region runs from base 478 to 3615 and encodes 1045 amino acids. The record is from RefSeq and is a predicted model, not a curated record. Gene Ontology annotation, biological process: regulation of immune system process; regulation of cytokine production; negative regulation of transcription by RNA polymerase II. Gene Ontology annotation, molecular function: DNA-binding transcription repressor activity, RNA polymerase II-specific; RNA polymerase II cis-regulatory region sequence-specific DNA binding. Gene Ontology annotation, cellular component: nucleoplasm.
UCGUGAAAAUGCCGCGAGCUUUGGAUCUGCGCAGAUCUCGGGCUGACGUCACCGCGAACGCCAGCGCUCGGCCAUAAGCGGAAGUGAGGCAAGAGACGCCCUCGCCAAAUGCGCUCAGCCAUCUCGCGACAACUUCGCGGAUGUGGCGUGUUGUUGUUCUUCCUUUUCUCGUGGUCGUGUUUUCUUGACGCGAGAACGAGCGGCGCGCUGUGAAAUUCCGGGUCGCCGAGCCGCUAAAACGCGCCUUUCGCCUCGCCUCGCCUGUUAGCUGCGGACGAAGAGCGUCGCGAGCGAGCUCGGCAGCAGAGCCGAGUGCCAAGCAAGCCUCGCCGCCGUUGUGGACCGCACACGGAGGGCGGAGAAACGAGCCACCGCGGGAGAAAGAAAUCUCGGCACCGUUGCGCAGCGCGAGGAGGAAGCGAGGGCGUCCGCGACCGGACGCUCGCUUGGACCCACGCGCGGCAGUGUCCUGCAGACAUGAGCCCCCCUCCCCGCGUCAAAAGGGAAGAGGACCUUCCGGAGACACGGACACCAGAGCGGCCCCUCAUCAAGAAGGAAGAGGAGGAAGACUGGCCCCCCCACCUCAAAGAAGAAGAGGAGGAAGUGGGCAUCGGUCAGGAGGCCGGACAGCAUCUCGGCGGUCCGCGCGAAAAGGAGGCGCAGCGGGAGGAAGCGGAAGUCGACAUCCGCCACUUUCCUGUCAUUCAGGUCGUCGUGAAGGCCGAAGAUGAAGAUGGCAGCGCCGAAGGCGAGCUUUCGCGUCUUCACCGCAGUCCAAGCGCGCCGGAAGCGGACGGCGUCUCGGCUGCGCUCUCCGACUCGCCGGACGCCGCCGCCGAGACGAGAGAAAAGCCUUUCGCGUGUCCCUUUUGCGCCAAAGCAUUCGCCAGGAGGACGCAUUUGAGGUCGCACGUGAUGACGCACACCGGCGAGAAGCCCUUUCCCUGCUCGCUCUGCGCUCAGAAGUUCUCUUCCAAGAGCAAUUUGAAGUCGCACGUGAGGACACACACCGGGGAGAAACCGUUUCCCUGCUCGCUCUGCGGCGAGAGAUUCCCCCGGAAGCACACGCUGAUGGAGCACUCCCGGACGCACACGGGGGAAAAACCUUUUCCGUGCUCGGUCUGCGCCCAGACGUUCUCUUCCAAGAGUAACUUGAAGGCCCACAUGAGAAGACACACCGGCGAGAAACCCUUCGCUUGCUCGGUUUGCGGCGAAGGCUUCACCACCAAAGCCAUUCUGGUGGUACACGCCAGAAAACACACCGGAGAGAAACCAUUUGCCUGCUCAACCUGCGGCGAACGAUUCACCCGGAAAGACACCUUGACGGUCCACAUGAGAACGCACACGGGAGAAAAACCCUUCCCCUGUUCGGCGUGCGGCCAAACGUACUCGUCCAAGUGCAGUUUGAAGAUUCACAUGAGGAGACACACCGGCGAGAGACCUUUCGACUGUUCGGUGUGCGGCGAAGGCUACGCCACCAAAGCCAUUUUGGUGGCGCACAUGAGAACGCACACGGGGGAAAAACCUUUUUCCUGCUCGGUGUGCGCGCAAACCUUUGCUCACAAGUGCAACUUGAGGACGCACAUGAGGAAACACGCCACCGACGAGGCGCUCGCCUGUAGCGGGUGCGAUCACGGCUUCGCUUCUCGAUCGGAGCCGGACGGGCACGAGUGUGCCGCCGAGAAGAGUGCCAAUCGGUGCUUGCGGCGUGCGCUUCGCCGUCGCUGCUGCUGCCCGUGCGCGGGCGAGCGGCCCUUCGCCUGCUCCUUCUGCCAGAAAAAGUUCUCGCGCAAGGGCAAUCUGAUCCGCCACACCGGCAUCCACACGGGGGAGAGACCCUUCCCCUGCGGCGUGUGCCACAAGACGCACUUGAGGAUCCACAUGGUGACGCACACGGGCGAGAAAGCCUUCUCCUGCUCCGUCCGCGUGCAGACCUUCUCGCUCAAGAGCAGCCUGGUGACGCUCACCCGGACGCACACGGGGGAGAAACCCUUCGGCUGUCCGUUGUGCCGGCAAAACUUCGCCUCCAAGUAUCAGCUCAACAAACACGACUGCGCCGGCGGCUCGCAGACCCACCCGAAGGCAUGGCAGCAAUGUGGCGACCGUGCCGCGGCUUCGGCGAAGAAGUCGAAGCCGCCGAAGAAGAAGAAGAAGAAGCUGGGACGUUUUCUUGAAUUUCCUCGCCCGGGCGCCCUUCGAAGCUUCUCCGCUCCGCUUCGCUUGUUAGCUGCCGACAAAGACGGGCGCGAGCUCGCAACACGCGGCCGCAGUCGUUGGAAUUCUCGUGGGAACAUGUGCAAAGUGAGGAUGCUGCGAGCGUUGGUCAACGAGCGGCUGAGCGCGGCCGCGGAAGAAAUCUUUGCCGUGUUGGAAAGAACCGUAGCGGACUACGAGGAGGAACUUUCUCGAACCAAAGACGAGAAUCUGCGACAACGGCAUCUGCUGGACGCGCUCUUCAAAGCUCCCCCGGUCACAAACGCGCCAGACCUCCGUGGAGAAGGGGUUCCUCCUGGGCAGCGGGAAGAGCAGGAGUGGGGAUCCGGGGCGGAGCCGGAGCCGGAGGCCCCCCGCACCAAAGAGGAGAGCCCCCACGUUGACGAGGACGGCUUUGAAGGACUGCGACCGCCGGACGUGAGCAAACUUGCGGUCACGCGUGUCAUCGUCAAGAGUGAAGAGGACGACGACGACGAAGACGAAGCGGCCGAGUGGCGCCGCCUCGAUGAAGAGAAGCGAAGAAGCCGAGCGGACGUCUUCACGGCCCCUCGCUCGGACGCCCAAAGAGCCGCCGCCGAAGACGAGGAGCGCUCCGGAGGCGCCGGCAAGCCGGUCGAGUGCCCUCAAUGCGACAAAAGCUUUUCCCACCCGAAGAACUUGAAAAGGCACAUGAAGUGCCACGCGGGGGGGAAACCGCCGGGCCGCUCCGCGUGCGGCGGCAGCAGGUUCUCACAGAGGGAACAUUUGAUCCGGCGCGGGCACGGCCGCAUCCGCGCCGGCGACAAGCCCUUCUCGUGCUCGGCGUGCGGCAUGACCUUCCGCUUCCACUCCACCUUCGUCAACCACACGAGAACGCACACGGGCGAGAAGCCCUUCGCCUGCCAGGCCUGCGGCGUGCGCUUCGCCGUCCGCUCGUCGCUGCUGCGGCACAUGCGCUCGCACACGGGCGAGAAGCCCUUCUGCUGCUCCUUUUGCGGCAAGCGUUUCCCCAGGAAGACCAGCUUGAAAGAGCACACCAGGAUUCACACCGGAGAGAAGCCCUUCUCGUGCUCCGUGUGCCACGCCAGGUUCCGAUUCCACUCCAAGCUGGCCAACCACAUGCGAACGCACACGGGCGAGAGACCCUUCGCCUGCUCCGAGUGCGGCAAAACCUUUGCGCAGAAGGAGCACCUGCGCAUCCACGCGGUGACGCACACGGGCGAGAAAGCCUUCUCCUGCUCCGUCUGCGGUCAAAGGUUCUCGGCGAAGAGCAGCCUGGUGACGCACACCAGGACGCACACGGGGGAGAAACCCUUCGGCUGUCGGCUGUGCCGGCAAAAAUUCGCCUACAAGUAUCAACUGGACAAACACGCGUGCGCCGCCGGCGAGAGCAGCGGCGCGCAAAUGCACUUGGCCGUGUAGAUCGGACUUCU